UUAGUGAUUCUAGGAUUUGCAUGAAUCAAGAUUGCAGAAAAUGGUCUAUAAUUUUGAUGAAUUACUGAUGUUUUUCCUGUCCAAUUUCUCUCAUCAGUGUUGCUAGUAACAAUCCUUGUAGUGGAAGGGAUUGCCGUUGCACAGAAGACACAAGGUGGGCAAAACAUUGGAGUGAAUCGUUUUCCUCCUACCCAGUGUGACAACUGGGUACGGACAAGUAAUGGAGGACACUUUGCUUCACCCAACUACCCUAACAUGUACCCACCAAAUCAAGAGUGCAUCUAUAUCUUAGAAGCUGCUCCACGACAGAGAAUUGAGCUGACCUUUGAUGAACCUUAUUACAUAGAACCCUCAUUUGAAUGUCGGUUUGAUCAUCUGGAGGUUCGAGAUGGACCUUUUGGUUUCUCCCCUCUCAUUAAUCGUUACUGUGGUCUCAAAAGUCCUGCGCUAAUUAGAUCAACAGGGAGAUUCAUGUGGAUCAAGUUUACUUCUGACGAGGAGCUGGAAGGAAAGGGAUUUCAAGCAAAGUACUCAUUUAUACCAGAUCCUGACUUCACUUACCUAGGAGAAAAAUAUAUGUUCUCCCUAGACUGCCAAUUUGAGCUCUCGGGAGCCGAUGGAAUAGUACGUUCCAGUCAAGUAGAACAAGAAGGAAAAACAAAACCGGGACAAGCAGUUGACUGCAUAUGGACAAUUAAAGCUACUCCAAAUGCUAAGAUCUAUUUGCGAUUUCUCGACUAUCAAAUGGAACAUUCAAAUGAAUGCAAAAGAAACUUUGUUGCUGUGUACGAUGGAAGCAGUUCUAUUGAAAACCUGAAGGCAAAGUUUUGCAGCACGGUAGCAAACGAUGUCACACUGCAGACGGGGACGGGUGUGGUGCGGAUGUGGGCAGAUGAAGGCAGCAGACUAAGCCGAUUCAGAAUGCUCUUCACUUCAUUUGUGGAUCCUCCCUGCUCAGGCAACACUUACUUCUGCCAUAGCAACAUGUGCAUCAAUAAUUCUUUAGUCUGCAAUGGCAUUCAGAAUUGUGCAUACCCUUGGGAUGAAAAUCACUGCAGAGAAAAGAAAAAAGCUGGACUGUUUGAACAAAUCACCAAAACUCAUGGAACAAUCAUUGGCAUCACAUCAGGGAUAGUUUUAGUUCUUCUCAUCAUUUCAAUUCUAGUACAAGUAAAGCAACCUCGCAAAAAGGUUAUGGCUUGCAAGACUGCUUUCAAUAAAACUGGUUUCCAGGAAGUAUUUGAUCCUCCACAUUAUGAACUAUUUUCACUAAGGGACAAAGAAAUUUCUGCAGAUCUGGCAGAUUUAUCAGAAGAACUUGAAAACUACCAGAAGAUGAGACGCCCUUCAACAGCUUCCAGAUGCAUUCAUGACCACCACUGUGGCUCCCAGGCCUCUAAUAUAAAACAAAGCAGGACAAACCUCAGCUCCAUGGAGCUUCCCUUUCGCAAUGAUUUUGCGCAGCCUCAGCCAAUGAAAACAUUUAAUAGCACAUUCAAGAAAAGUAGUUACACUUUCAAACAAGGGCAUGACUGCCCUGAGCAAGUCAUAGAAGACAGGGUGAUGGAGGAGAUUCCGUGUGAAAUCUAUGUUAGAGGAAGAGAAGAUACAGCACAAGGUUCAUUAUCAAUUGACUUUUAAUUUCCUAGUGAAAGUGGUAUCAGUGUAUAUACAAGAUGCUCGUGUAUAAUGACAGUGUAUAUAUUAAAAGUGUACUAUAUGCAGCGUGUGAGAUGCACACACUUUUAGCUUAUUAUACUUCAUUUUAAAAAAAAAGAAAGUCUUCAUAACUAAUUCUUGCUGAAAAACGGUGGAUUUCCUCCGAUCUUUCCAAGCUACCUAUCUAGUGGAGCAGUAAGACAGAGACUUUGCAUGGAAAUUAGAAGUUAAGGAUAUUGGAAGAAAAAAAAAAUCCCACAACUGCUAAUCAUUGAACACUGGAAACAAUGACUACUAUUCUCUUCCUCAUAUCAUUUUCUCUUUAGACGUCUGCUUUUCAAGACAAUUUUAAUACCUCAGUUACAUAAAUAAAAGUAGUUAAGUGCACCACGGGUAUGUCAACAUAGGUGUCUUAUUGUAUUUGUCAAAUUGAAAGUAGAGUUAGUGUUAAGUGCCAGUUAAGACUCAAGAAUUACGUUACAGCCAUCUGUUUCAUCUUGCCUACCGUUUAUAUUGCCUUUAAUCAUCAGUUCCUCACUCUAUGCUUUGUGAGAAAUAAGUGUAAAGGAUUACUGCCUUUUAAAAAUAUUCAGUUAUAUUAAUUUUAGUACAUUUGGAAAUAUAUAAUCUCUGCAGCUUUUGGUUAAAACACAAGUACUCAUGUUAUUCUAGAUGUAGACUUUUACAACAGUUUUCUUUCAAGAAGGUUUAGGAUUUUAAAAUAUUCUGCUAUAUAAUAUAGAUCCAUAUGGCUCACUGAUUUCACAGCUCUGUAGUUAGAAAGCAAUUUUGUUCCUGCGUUUUCCAAGUAUUUACAUAAAUAGACUGUAAAGUACAUUUGUCUCUUAAAAUAGCUUAUUACUCCUUAUUGCAGCCAAUCUUCCCUACUGAAAUCAGUGAUGAUACUUUUAGCUCAUGUCCUACUUGCCUGAAGAGAACUGCUCUGAGGUCUGAUUACCAGGUGUAAGAAGAUAUUGGAAAAAAAGAGAAAUUGCAAAGCAACUCUUAUUAAUCUUUAUGUAACUCUUCUUGUGCCCCUUGUUUCCACUUGCAAAAUUGCACAUUUCAUACCUUUUUUAACGGUGGUUUGGACCUAAUUUUAAAAUUUUUACAAUACAGAAAAUUUUUUAAAAUAUAACAAUUCUCAUUGUGGUUUUUAAACUUUUUAUAUAGUUUGAUACUGUACAGAUUAUUUAUUAAAUCAAAAUCUAGCACCUGUACAGCAGGCUUGUUUCAGUGUCCAUAUUAGCAGCUCUGAACAACAUGCAGUGGCUGCUGCAUACAUCGCAAUUUGCCAAAAAUACUUAAUAUGAAUUCCACAUUAGCCUACAUUUUAUUCCCUGGUUUGUUUGGGUUUAUUUUGGUAUUUUUGUUACAGGAAACCUUUCACUAAACAUGACCUACCAGCUUGCACUGGUCAUAUCCUUUAUUUACAAACAUAUGUAAAACCAUGUUUGUUGUGCUGACUGUAGUACACACAAAAAAAUAGUAUGAACUUAGCCACUGAAAAAUCUUGUCUUUAAAAUAAAAGAUGAACAACAGCUGUUAUCACAGAUUUUCAUUAGAAUGACAAAGAAAAAGAAUUAUUUUACAAAUGCUUAGAAUGUAAGAAGUUUAAAGAACAAAAAAAGAAAGGGGGAAUUGAAUAUCUUCAGCUCUUCCCAACUUCAAAAUUAACCAUGUCUGAUGUCUAGACAGAAUUUCAUCAGAAGCUCAUAGAUCAGACCCCUAAGGCUGUAUCCUGGUGUCUGUUUUUGUGCUGGUCCCAGAAUGUAUUUCAAUUUGAAAGAAUGAAAAUGGGCAUUAUUUUUAGAUGCACUUCAUGCAGAAAAUAAGUGUUAAAAAAAACCUAGUUAAUUUUUACUUGAAAAUUUUUGAGUAUUUAAUUAAAACAUUACUUGACAGAUUUCAUUUACCUCUCAUUGAUUUCAGUAAUAAAUAUCUCACCAUGACCUGUAUGAUACAGAAUGUUAUUUGUGACAGUCUAUUAGUUCCAGAUUCUUUCAACAAGUAAUAUGUAGUUUUACACAGGUCAUUUCUGUCCAUAUAACUCUUGUAAGUACUAGGUUUGCAUGAUUAAAUUUUCUUUUUAAGGUAUAUUUGUCCAUGUGAUAAAAAUAAUGUGAUCCCUAUUCUUUCCUAAGUUAUGUUGUCUUUGAACAGUAAAGCUGUAAAAAUAAAACAAAUGGCAAGCCUG
This is a messenger RNA of Calidris pugnax (ruff), 3856 nucleotides long. RefSeq names its product neuropilin and tolloid like 2 (gene NETO2). The record is from RefSeq and is a predicted model, not a curated record. The coding region runs from base 256 to 1641 and encodes 461 amino acids. The transcript has 8 exons. Gene Ontology annotation, molecular function: protein binding. NCBI's taxonomy places the organism in Eukaryota, Metazoa, Chordata, Aves, Charadriiformes, Scolopacidae.